CGGUCCCCAAAGGGCCAACUCAACUCUUUGUCUACAGAAAAGAAAGAGAGAGAGAGAGACAAGGAGAGAGAGAAAAGGGAGUGUUGGAGGUAAGAAUCCAGAGGCAGAUCUGCACCAAAAAUUCAACAGAACACAAAAAUUCAACAGAACAAAUAUAGAUACCAUCGAGGCUGCGCAAAAGUAAAAAAGGGAAAUUAGGAAUAUCGUUUUUGAUACCAUACCAUUCCUUUUUACUUCUUGACAAGAAGUUGUACAUAUAAUAUAUAUGUAAACUUAUCAUCAUUUUGUGUGUGCACAUUUUUCUAUAGUGGGGUUGGAGGCGGUGGAUGGUUUUUGUAGGAGAAGAAGAAGAACAUGAUUGAUUUGAGAGAAGGGAGUUGUUAUCCUAAGUCUUUAAUGGGAGUGAAUGUGGCUCUUGCUUCUGUCGAUGCCCUUAUUGCACUUCUUGCUUUUGCUCAGUUAAUGAGAAUUCACUCUCGGAAUACGCACAAUGGCUGGACUCGUCAGAAACUUAAGCUUUUAGAUGAGAUGGUCACACACUUCAACAUGGUAUCAGAGCAGGCAGAGGUCCUGAGAUCGAAGCUCACCGCCGCCAUUAUUAAAAAGAGUUUCCACGUUGCUUGGCCCAUAACAUGAAGGGGCGUGUUGAGAAUAUAAUUAUAAUAAAAGCGUGCUCUCCGCUUAAGCUUUUAGAUGAGAUGGUCACAGACUUCAACAUAAGCAUUGCCCAAAUUACUGAUAAUCAUGUAUUUCACUUGAUGAUUGGAUCUUCGAAUUUGGGUUAUUUCCUUUAUUUCGUGUUGACAAUUGUUGCCGCUUGUAAGGGUUGGAUUUGCUGGUCGCGCUCCUGUGGCUUUGUUGUUAUGGCUUUCCCCAAAAUUCUUUUCCUUGCUGCAUUUCUUCUUCUUCUUUCAUUCUGGGUUGAUCUUUGUCAUCAGCCAAAUGAUGAAGAAGAUGAAGAUGAUGCGUAUAGUCCUCGUGAAGUCUUGUUGGAGAAGAACAAACCGACUUCAAGUGCUGAUAGUCGCCGAAGAUGUUGCUCUUUUCGUGCAGUCAAAGUUGGAAGCCGCCAAAAAGUUGUGGUUCUGGUUACUCUGUUAGUUUUCCUGUUAAUGUUGGUUGCUGCUGUACUGAUAUGGAUUGGGAGGGGAAGGAACCCUAUCGAUUCUUCUGUUGUGGCUCGGGUGUAUGUAGAUCUCUUUGCCGUAGCAGUUCUGCUGCUGGGAGUGGCAUUGGCAUGCUAUGGCCUGGUAUUGUUACUGAAAAUGAGCAAAGUGAGAUCUGAUAGGGCUGCUUCAGAUAUGUGGAAGGUUGCAGGCUUGGCAGGUGUUUCUGUGCUAUGUUUCACUUCAAGUGCCGCUGUCGCCGUAUUCACAGAUAUACCUCUUCUUUUUAACUGGCAUGGACAGAAGAUAAAUGGUGUUUGUACAUCUCUUCUCAUGGUUUUGUAUUAUUUUAUAGGUUCUUCUGUACCUUCGGCAUUUGUGCUAUGGGUGAUGAGAGAACUACCACCUCCACUUGUCACUUUCGGGCAGCAGGAGUCGAGGACAAUAGCUUUUAUAAGUGAUAGUUCAGCGACUGUACAGCCUCAGCGAUGGACAGCUGCUGCAAGUGUGCAGAAUCAGGUCUCAAGGGCGAGCCCCAUAUGAUCAGUGUGAUGGAAUUGUACAUUGAUUGGUGAUUUUCAGCUACAAAUGAGGGACUGACAAUACUAAAAAUGAGAUAAAUUCUCAGUUGAGUUCUCGGGAUUGUGGUUGAGUGAUCGAAGAUGGCUCAACUCGAUGGAAAAAUAUCCCCAUGCCAAGGUGGUUGCUCGGGGUACAGAUGUCUGUAAAUAGCAAACAUUGCCAUGAUCUUUCUAAAUUUUACAGACUCCUUUUUGUUGAUAUAAUGAGGUUUUAGAUGUUUCUUGCCCUUCUAA
Molecule: messenger RNA, 1921 nt
Organism: Capsicum annuum
Lineage: Eukaryota; Viridiplantae; Streptophyta; Magnoliopsida; Solanales; Solanaceae
Product: tobamovirus multiplication protein 1
Exons: 14
Coding region: 633-1649 (338 amino acids)
Source: RefSeq, a predicted model, not a curated record